This is a messenger RNA of Ambispora leptoticha, 1695 nucleotides long. The record is from the annotation of a GenBank genome assembly. NCBI's taxonomy places the organism in Eukaryota, Fungi, Glomeromycota, Glomeromycetes, Archaeosporales, Ambisporaceae.
AUGUAUAUACACGAGUAUUUUAGUCGUAAACAUACUGAGUGGAGUAUUACCGGAUUUCUAAACGAAUGUAACGAAGAACCGUUUCGAUUCAAAGUGGAUAUAUAUCUUAAAAGUCUCGUGAAUAUUAUCAAUAGUGAUCAAGGGAGGAAGCGUGAAAAGGCAAAAGCUCUCUAUGUUAAACGUGGCGUGGUGGGAAUUCUUUUAGCUUCUUUACCAUUCAGGUCUUUUAGUCGAGCCACAAAACCAGUGUUAGGGCACAGGCAACCUUUUAGCUUGGCUGUUGUUAAAAGUCUUUUAGUCGAUCUAACGCUGGUCCCAUUUGGGCACAGGCAACCUUUUAGCUUGGCUGAUGAACCUAAACCCGAUCACGAAUUAGCAAGGAGGUGGGAGAAGGAGCGUUCGCAUAAACAGGUCCACCUCUAUCAACCAACUAUAAACGGGACUGUAAGUGGUCCGAUAAAUGGUGCAUAUGUGUCUGGCGGAACAGUUGAAACUGUAAACGGAACUGGAACUAUCAGCGGAGGGACUUUUGGUGUUAAAUCAUUCGCAUCAAAAAAAAGAGAUCAAGAGGACUAUCACGAGGAGUUGCAGAGAAAACAAGCAAGAAUAGACGGUGAGAAUCUUCAACCUAUCUAUAACGUUCAAAUCCCUCCUCCACGCGUUGUCACUCCUCCCCAUCCACCACGAACACCUGAACAUCAAAUAUUUUCUCCGAGUUCCAUCAUUUCUCCAACCACAAGAAGUGAAACAUGGCAAAUGGCGCGAGAAUCAGGUUUAUCUAUCGAAACAGACUACCGUGAGAUAUUGAGCUUAUCGCAUAUUUUAUUGUUACAAGCUGAUAAUUUCUCGGAUCUGCAGAUUGAACAUUUCUCCGGUGAUACUCUAGUAGAUUUUCAUAAAUAUAUGCGCAAUACGUAUAUAGUGAAAACAAAAGUUGCGCAAGGCGUAAAGACGAUAUUUCGAGAAUGUAUCGAGACCGCACUUGAUGAAGAUCUUGGGCUGAAAGAAGCAACGAAAAAUAUUCCUGUUAAGCCAUUGAAGGACCAUCUUAGUGAGGGCACUCUGACUGCCAACAUUAUUAGUCCAGUAUUGCGCUCCUUCUUUCACGAUGCUUCAAUACAUCCGGCCAUUUGGCCCAACACUGCCAGUAUGAGUAGCAAAAUCCGUAAACUUGCCGAUCUAGAUCCCUCACGAGCAAAGCAACCAGACAUGAUCGGAAAUGUUGUGAAUAACAACAAAACCAAAUACGAAAUUAUGUUUGGUGAGAUAACAGGAGAAGGAAAAAACAACAACGAAAAGAAGAACAACUUAGAUCUUAUCAGGCUAGGCAUUUUCAUGAAGGAUGCUCUUGAUCUUCUCAUUAAGAAGACAGGGGAAGAUCAUAUGAUUUUUGCGUGGCAAACAAUAGUGACAAUAUGGACGGGUUAUAUCAUGGUUUUGACCACUCCAGGACUCUAUAUUAUGUUCGAUACUGGCGAAACUGAACUUCCAAAGUCCUUUCAAACCUGCGGACAAUUCAUUAAUGGCAUUGACAAUUUGUUCACAUUCACUGAAAAAUACGAGAAUGAAGUGCAAAGGCUUCGUGAUUAUAUUAACAAAAAGAAAGAAAAUGGUAAUGUCCCUGUAGAAAUCAUAAAUAGGUUGAGAGCUACGUUGAGAACACCGCAGUUUAAAGAAAUAGUUAAACGUAAAUAA